This is a messenger RNA of Helianthus annuus (common sunflower), 435 nucleotides long. RefSeq names its product acidic leucine-rich nuclear phosphoprotein 32 family member A-like. NCBI's taxonomy places the organism in Eukaryota, Viridiplantae, Streptophyta, Magnoliopsida, Asterales, Asteraceae. The transcript has 2 exons. The record is from RefSeq and is a predicted model, not a curated record. The coding region runs from base 1 to 435 and encodes 144 amino acids.
AUGUGUAACUGUCCAGCUGGUGACAGAGUGAAGUAUGCUACAGGCACACUCAAGGAUGAGGAUGAUGAUGAUGAUAAGGAAGAGGAUGCAGAUGAUGUAUUUUCUGCGAGUAGUCAUAGUGAUGAUGAUGAUGACGAUGGUCAAGGUGGUACAGGUGUUAAAGUCACUGAAGCAUCAAAUGAAGAGAAUGUUGAUGAUUAUCUUCAUGAUGAUGUGAAUGAAGAGCCUGAAGAUGCCACAGGUGAGGGGGAGAACGUUGAUAAAAGUGAAAGAUUGAUUUUGCGUCUAGAGCCUGAAGUUGAGGAAGGGGAAAUCAGGCAUACUUACACCAUGAAUGAUAUUAUCGAGAUGACGCGUAUUGAUGAUCCUAUCUUCAAGUUUGACUUUGAAGAAGAAUUGAACGAUUUCGAUGUCAAUCAUCAUCCCGAGUAUUAG